Neurospora tetrasperma FGSC 2508 is the source of this 2945-nucleotide messenger RNA. RefSeq lists its product as uncharacterized. Gene Ontology annotation, biological process: autophagosome maturation; mitotic spindle disassembly; retrograde protein transport, ER to cytosol. Lineage: Eukaryota; Fungi; Ascomycota; Sordariomycetes; Sordariales; Sordariaceae. The coding region runs from base 253 to 2727 and encodes 824 amino acids. Gene Ontology annotation, cellular component: cytosol; VCP-NPL4-UFD1 AAA ATPase complex; nucleus. The record is from RefSeq and is a predicted model, not a curated record. Gene Ontology annotation, molecular function: polyubiquitin modification-dependent protein binding; ATP hydrolysis activity; ATP binding. The transcript is spliced from 6 exons.
CCAAAACGCAAAGGCACUUCGUCCCUCCGACUGGUCCUUUUUUUUUGUUUCCAUCCCAACACCAUUCACCUUCACCUUGCCGUUCAACCUCCAAAGGAUCCCUUUAUCAGCGGGUCUUGAGGCUACGAAUUCUGGUUUUUUUCUUUCUCCAAAACCACUUCUUCCCGCUACAUCCUCUCCGUGGAUUAGCAUCACCGUCCGCGAUACCCAAAUACCACAUUUAUUCUACUGAUUCUCAACACAAACGUCAAGAUGGCUCCCGAACCCAAUCCCGACCACGUCGAGCAGAAGAAGAAGGUCAACUUGAUGGACGCUUCUGGUGCCGAGCACAAGGCCGAAGAUGAUACCGCCACUGCUAUUCUCAAGAAGAAGAAGAAGCCCAACCAGUUGAUGGUUACUGACGCCGUCAACGAUGAUAACUCGAUUAUCGCCCUCUCCAACAACACCAUGGAGCAGCUCCAGCUCUUCCGUGGUGAUACCGUUCUCGUCCGUGGAAAGAAGAGAAAGGACACCGUCUUGAUUGUCCUUGCCGAUGACGAUCUUGAUGAUGGCAGCGCACGCCUCAACCGUGUCGUUCGCCACAACCUCCGUGUCAAGCACGGCGACAUCAUCACCAUUCACCCUUGUCCCGAUAUCAAAUAUGCCAAGCGUAUAGCCGUCCUUCCGAUCGCCGAUACCGUUGAGGGCAUCACCGGAUCCCUCUUCGACGUCUUCCUUGCUCCCUACUUCCGCGAGGCCUACCGCCCUGUCAGGCAAGGCGAUCUCUUUAUUGUCCGCGGUGGUAUGAGGCAAGUCGAGUUCAAGGUCGUCGAGGUGGACCCACCAGAGUAUGGUAUUGUCGCUCAGGAUACCGUCAUCCACUGCGAGGGCGAGCCCAUCCAGCGUGACGAGGAGGAGAACAACCUCAACGAGGUUGGUUACGAUGAUAUUGGUGGCUGCCGUAAGCAGAUGGCUCAGAUCCGCGAAAUGGUUGAGCUGCCCCUCAGGCAUCCUCAGCUUUUCAAGUCCAUUGGUAUCAAGCCACCCCGUGGUGUCCUGCUUUAUGGCCCUCCUGGUACCGGUAAGACUUUGAUGGCUCGCGCUGUUGCCAACGAGACUGGUGCCUUUUUCUUCUUGAUCAACGGCCCUGAGAUCAUGUCCAAGAUGGCCGGUGAAUCCGAGUCGAAUCUGCGCAAGGCUUUCGAGGAGGCUGAGAAGAACUCGCCCGCUAUCAUCUUCAUUGAUGAGAUUGACUCGAUCGCCCCCAAGCGUGAGAAGACCAACGGCGAGGUUGAGCGCCGCGUUGUCUCCCAGCUUCUUACUCUCAUGGAUGGUAUGAAGGCCCGUUCCAACGUUGUUGUUAUGGCUGCCACCAACCGUCCCAACUCGAUCGAUCCCGCUCUCCGUCGUUUCGGCCGUUUCGAUCGUGAGGUCGAUAUCGGCAUCCCCGACCCUACCGGCCGUCUUGAGAUUCUCCAGAUCCACACCAAGAACAUGAAGCUUGCCGAUGACGUCGAUCUUGAGCAGAUUGCUGCUGAGACCCACGGUUACGUUGGUUCUGAUAUUGCUGCCCUCUGCUCCGAGGCUGCCAUGCAGCAGAUUCGUGAGAAGAUGGAUCUCAUCGAUCUGGACGAAGACACUAUCGACGCCGAGGUCCUUGACUCUCUUGGUGUUACCCAAGAGAACUUCCGCUUUGCUCUCGGUGUCUCCAACCCCUCGGCUCUUCGCGAGGUUGCCGUUGUCGAGGUUCCCAACGUCCGUUGGGAGGAUAUCGGUGGUCUCGAGACUGUCAAGCAGGAGCUCAGGGAGAGUGUCCAGUACCCCGUCGACCAUCCCGAAAAGUUCCUCAAGUUUGGCCUUUCGCCAUCUCGCGGUGUUCUUUUCUACGGUCCUCCUGGUACCGGUAAGACAAUGUUGGCCAAGGCUGUUGCCAACGAGUGCGCAGCCAACUUCAUUUCCGUCAAGGGUCCUGAACUGCUUUCUAUGUGGUUCGGUGAGUCUGAGAGCAACAUCCGUGAUAUCUUCGACAAGGCUCGCGCUGCUGCUCCUUGUGUCGUCUUCCUCGACGAGUUGGAUUCUAUUGCCAAGGCCCGUGGUGGCUCUGUUGGUGAUGCUGGUGGCGCUUCUGACCGUGUUGUUAACCAGCUUCUUACCGAAAUGGACGGCAUGACCUCCAAGAAGAAUGUUUUCGUUAUUGGUGCUACUAACCGUCCCGAGCAGCUCGACCCCGCACUCUGCCGUCCCGGCCGUCUCGACUCCCUCAUCUACGUUCCCCUUCCUGAUGAGGCGGGUCGUCUCGGUAUUCUCAAGGCUCAGCUCCGCAAGACCCCUGUCGCUGCCGAUGUUGACCUGAACUACAUCGCUUCCAAGACCCACGGCUUCUCUGGUGCCGAUCUUGGCUUCAUCACCCAGCGUGCUGUCAAGAUCGCCAUCAAGGAGUCUAUCACCGCCGAUAUUCAGCGCACUAAGGAGCGCGAGGCCGCUGGCGAGGAUGUCGAGAUGGAGGAUGAGGUUGAGGACCCCGUUCCUGAGCUCACCAAGCGCCACUUCGAGGAGGCCAUGUCGAUGGCUCGUCGCUCCGUCAGUGACGUCGAAAUCCGUCGCUAUGAGGCUUUCUCCCAGCAGAUGAAGAACGCUGGCCCGGGUGCCUUCUUCAAAUUCCCUGAGGGUGGUGUUGAGAGCAGCGGCAACGGCGGUGCUGGUAACUCGUUUGGUGAUGCUGGCAACGAUGAUGAUCUUUACAACUAGAGGAGGAGGGAUUCAAGACUCACAGUAUUAGAGCAGUCUUCAGCUAGCCUUGGGGCUCCACUUGUAUGUUAAUAUGCGCUCAAAGGAUAGGAGUUGACGAGGUAUUCCUUCAAAGUUGAUUGACAAUGUCUUUGCAUAGUCUCUUUUGCCUGGCCCAUCCAGGGUCGAUUUAGAGCAAUGGGGCACGAACGAUGUGACUUAUACAUUCCACGUAACAG